AUGCCUGUUGUCCAGAUGAUCUCCACGGAGGGCUCACACCUGACAGAUGUCAAUGAUAGCAACAAGUCCUUACUCCCUGGAUACCAGAUGACAGCAGCCAUGGAAAACAAGGGGACCAUUUCUAUUGAAGAGAGCCAGAACAACUCUCUUCAUGAUAAUCAGCUAGCAACUGUUACUGAGGGCUCCAUGGUGAACUUCAAUGCUGACCAAACCUCAUUUGAAGACUGUCCAUUCAUUUCCUGGGAUGACCAAGCCUCCUACGGGGGUCAAAUGGUGAUGUCCAGUGCUGAUCAGAUUUACCAUGGGCAUCAGAAUAUGGCCUUCAAUAGGGAGCAGAAUGUCUAUGGAAGUCUGGUGACCACUGCCAGUGGUAACCAGACAAACUUUAGGGAUCAGAUGACAACCUACACUGACCAGAAUGUCUACAGAGAUAAGAUGAGUGGUGAUCAGAUCUUCUAUAAUGAUCAAAUGACAGUUCCCAAUGGAAUCCAGACUCUCCAUGGGGGUCAACCAGUGCCCCAUGAUUCUAACCAGACUCUCUAUGGGGGUCAGACAAUGCCUUUUGAUAAGAACCAGACUCUCUAUGGGAGUCAGCCAAUGCCCCUUGAUUCUAACCACACUGUCUAUGGGGGUCAACAAAUGCCCCAUGAUUCUAACCAGAUUCUCUAUGGGGGUCAGAAAAUGCCUUUUGAUACUUCCCAGACUGUCUAUGGGGGUGAAAAAAUGCCACAUGAUUCUAACCAGACUCUCUAUGGGGGUCAGACAAUACCUCUUGAUACUAACCAGUCUCUCUAUAGAAAUCAAAUGAAAAUCUCCACUGAUGACUUCACCUAUGGGACUCUGAUGACACUCCCUAAGGGUAACCAAACUUUCUAUGGCAGUCAGAUGACAACUGCCAAUGUUGAGCAGACAGUCUAUGGGUUUCAGAAAAUGUCCCUCAGUGGUAACCAGGCUCUCCAUAGAAGUCAGAAGACCACUCCCAGUGAUGAGCCAACCUUUGAUGGAAACUCGAUGACACCCUGUGAUGGUAACCAAAGUCUCUAUGGAGGUCAAAGGACAAUCCACAAUGGAGACCAGGCCUUCUAUGAGAGUCAGACAAUCAUUCCCAGCAGUAAUGUAUCUUACUACAGGGCUCAGAGAACUGAUGUCCAGAAUCUCUGUGGAAGUCCGAGGACAACCCCCAGAGAUGAUCAGACCUUCUAUGGAUACCAUAGGACAACCCUGGAUGGUAACCUAACCCUCUGUGGGGGCCAGACAACAACCCCCAAUGGUGAGCAGACCUUCCACGACAUGCAGAUGACAACCCCCAGUGGGGACCAGACCAGUAAUCCAGGAUUGAUGAUGUCCCUUGACAGUAGCCAGAUGCCCUAUGAUGACAGAAGCUUAUACCAUUCAAACUCACACUUGGACCCAGGACAGCCCUCAGCAAGCUCUUCAAGCUUUCCUGUGCUACCAGGAAAUCUCCCAGAGAGGAAGAAGGACCUCAGGACCCAGACCCAAAAGAAAGGGAAGGCCCACAUCUGCCCUAAAUGUGGAAAGUCUUAUAAAAAUUCAACCUACCUCAAAUGCCAUGAACUCAGUCACACUGGGAAAAAGCCCUACAAAUGCAAAUUCCCGAAAUGCACAUGGGCAUUCAAGCGCUCAGAUGAGCUCUCCCGCCACAUGAGGACCCACACUGGACAAUUUACCUUCGAGUGUGAAUUCUGCCCCAAGGCCUACACACGAAGAAAGGGUUUCUCGCAGUCUGCCGAGAUCACAUUAGCUACUGGUUACCAUCGGAGUCCACCUCCUGCAUCUGCUUGGUCAGUCUCAACAGCACACCCUGCAAAAGUCCUUAAUAUACCCCUUGCAGAGCCAGCUAAGGCUGGUCCUGUUGGACAAGAAGCUAUGCCUGUUGUCCAGAUGAUCUCCACGGAGGGCUUAUACCUGACAGAUGUCAAUGAUAGCUCCAAGUCCUUACUCACUGGAUACCAGAUGACGGCAGCCAUGGAAAACAAGGGGACCAUUUCUAUUGAAGAGAACAACUCCCUUCAUGAUAAUCAGCUAGCAACUGUUAAUGAGGGCCCCAUGGUGAACUUCAAUGCUGACCAAACCUCAUUUGAAGACUGUCCAUUCAUUUCCUGGGAUGACCAAGCCUCCUACGGGGGUCAGAUGGUAACUUCCAGUGCUGAUCAGAUUUACCAUGGGCAUCAGAAUAUGGCCUUCAAUAGGGAGCAGAAUGUCUAUAGAAGUCUGGUGACCAUUGGCAGUGGUCACCAGACAAACUUUAGGGAUCAGAUGACAACCUACACUGACCAGAAUGUCUACAGAGAUAAGAUGAGUGGUGAUCAGAUCUACUAUAAUGAUCAAAUGACAGUUCCCAAUGGAAUCCAGACUCUCCAUGGGGGUCAACCAGUGCCCCAUGAUUCUAACCAGACUCUCUAUGGGGGUCAGACAAUGCAUUUUGAUAAGAACCAGACUCUCUAUGGGAGUCAGCCAAUGCCCCUUGAUUCUAACCACAUUGUCUAUGGGGGUCAACAAAUGCCCCAUAAUUCUAACCAGAUUCUCUAUGGGGGUCAGAAAAUGCCUUUUGAUACUUCCCAGACUGUCUAUGGGGGUGAAAAAAUGCCACAUGAUUCUAACCAGACUCUCUAUGGGGGUCAGACAAUACCUCUUGAUACUAACCAGUCUCUCUAUAGAAAUCAAAUGAAAAUCUCCACUGAUGACUUCACCUAUGGGACUCUGAUGACACUCCCUAAGCGUAACCAAACUUUCUAUGGCAGUCAGAUGACAACUGCCAAUGUUGAGCAGAUAGUCUAUAGGUUUCAGAAAAUGUCCCUCAGUGGUAACCAGGCUCUCCAUAGAAGUCAGAAGACCACUCCCAGUGAUGAGCCAACCUUUGACGGAAACUCGAUGACACCCUGUGAUGAUAACCAAAGUCUCUAUGGAGGUCAAAGGACAAUCCACAAUGGAGACCAGGCCUUCUAUGAGAGUCAGACAAUCAUUCCCAGCAGUAAUGUAUCUUACUACAGGGCUCAGAGAACUGGUGUUCAGACUCUCUGUGGAAGUCAGAGGACAACCCCCAGAGAUGAUCAGACCUUCUACGGAUACCAUAGGACAACCCUGGAUGGUAAUCUAACCUUCUGUGGGGGCCAGACAACAACCCCCAAUGGUGAGCAGACCUUCCACGACAUGCAGAUGACCAGGCCCAGUGGGGACCAGACCAGUAAUCCAGGAUUGAUGAUGUCCCUUGACAGUAGCCAGAUGCCCUAUGAUGACAGAAGCUUAUACCAUUCAAACUCACACUUGGACCCAGGACAGCCCUCAGCAAGCUCUUCAAGCUUUCCUGUGCUACCAGGAAAUCUCCCAGAGAGGAAGAAGGACCUCAGGACCCAGAUCCAAAAGAAAGGGAAGGCCCACAUCUGCCCUCAAUGUGGAAAGUCUUUUAAAAGUUCAACCUACCUCAAAUGCCAUAAACUCAUUUACACUGGGGAAAAGCCCUACAAAUGCAAAAUCUCGAAAUGUACAUGGGAAUUCAAGCGCUCAGAUGAGCUCUCCCGCCACAUGAGGACACACACUGGACAAAUGGCCUUCGAGUGUGAAUUCUGCCCCAAGGCCUACUCACGAAAGGAGCACUUAAAGUUGCAUCUAAAACGAUGCCACGAGCUGGGCAGUGAGCCCAAGGCCAUAACGUUCUCAAAUGAGCCAGAAACAGACGGGCUGUGA
This is a messenger RNA of Apodemus sylvaticus (European woodmouse), 3705 nucleotides long. RefSeq names its product KLF transcription factor 18 (gene Klf18). The transcript has 6 exons. Bases 1 to 3705 code for a protein of 1234 amino acids. Gene Ontology annotation, biological process: regulation of transcription by RNA polymerase II. Gene Ontology annotation, molecular function: DNA-binding transcription factor activity, RNA polymerase II-specific; RNA polymerase II cis-regulatory region sequence-specific DNA binding. Gene Ontology annotation, cellular component: PcG protein complex; transcription regulator complex. The record is from RefSeq and is a predicted model, not a curated record. Lineage: Eukaryota; Metazoa; Chordata; Mammalia; Rodentia; Muridae.